Cuscuta epithymum is the source of this 4311-nucleotide messenger RNA. NCBI's taxonomy places the organism in Eukaryota, Viridiplantae, Streptophyta, Magnoliopsida, Solanales, Convolvulaceae. The record is from the annotation of a GenBank genome assembly.
CUUUAUGGUCAGUGUACAUCUAAAUAUAUCUCCUCUCCCGAUAAAGCUAAUGCGGAGGGUUUGAGGGGAAGCUCUGGCGAUAUUGGGGGAGUCCGGCAAUCUCGUCGGCGUGGUAGAAGGGAACCAGGCUGAUGAAGCUCCUGUAAUCCACUUCGGGUCUCUCACGUUUUCUCUACCAUGGGGAGGCCAACAGUCUUUGAACCCUACAUCUCAACCAAGAUGCAAUCUGCCACCAGUUUUCAACGGAAGUGUUUGCCAGAUUCCGACUGCGACAAUGAAGGCUCCAUCACAGGUAACUGCCAUCUGUGUGAAAUGGAUUAAAAUAGAAGCCGUUAGCUACUGUCGAUUGUUUAGCCCCGGUUGAUUUUUAACAUCCAUUUAACAUCACAGUGUGAAAAAAUCUAUUGUUUCUUUGUGAUGGGAACACUGCUCCUGGAAAAGAAGCCAUUAGCUACUGUCGAUUGUUUAGCCCCGAUUGAUUUUGUGCAAGUUGAUUUAGCUGCCCAGGAAAUAUUUGCUCCAGUUGAAGGCGGGUGCACUACUGGUUUCAAAGCCAGACAGAUUCGCACUGCCCCUGGACCAGGAAUAAUUACCUAUUGUUCUGCUUUUGAUGGCCCAUUUGAAAAAGGCCAUGUGGCUGUUGUUGCUCCGAUUGAUCUUGUUUUUGAUGACACACAAUCUGCUAAUUGUGUUUCUGGUGUUGCAGCUCCUGUUAAGUCCUUGCCUGAUGAGGCCUCGGUGUAUGGCAGUCAUAUGAAUUCAGAUCCUGGCCCCGGAAUUUAUGCUUUUAAAGGGAAAGCCGGAAAUGAAGAACCUCGUUCUGAUCCUUCUUUUGAAACUGAUAAUGCAUACACUACACUUAUCCUCCCAUGUCCAGUGAUGAUAAUCCCAAUCAAUCUGAGGACACCCCCCUAUUAUUACUAACCUUGUUGUUUCAAGUCCACCAAAUACACCAGAAGAGGAGCCCGAUGGCUUCACUCAGGUGAAAACAAGAAGAAAUAAAUAAAGAUGCCGGUUUAGGAGCCAGUAAUGGCACACUGACCAAUUGGGAUACUACUGUAGGCUUAGAUGAACCCCCGGUGACUACCUCUAACAAGGCAGUAACCAUUGGUGGAGUUCAUCCGCUUUUGAUUCUCCUUGAUGCUCACUUGAUUGGUGCUACUACUGGUCGCAGAAAACACACAACAUCUUCUGGAGAUGAUGAAUUAAAUUCUGAUCCACCCAAAGUUGAAGCUGAAAUUUGAUACUACAGUUACCUCAAACUUGUCCUAUGACGAUGCUCCGUCUGAGGGCCUCUUUUUCCCAUAAUAUUUCUAUUGUUACAGGUAUAUCAGCAGCCAAGAAAGACUGCCCCGACAGAUUUUUGAAAUGUUGCAGGUACGAACAUCCAAGCCUUUGAGGAUUCAUUGUUGAAAGGAAAUUUUUUAAAAUGGAAUCCGGUUAAGGUGAUGAAUUAAAUGUGUGUUUCUUUGGUAGAAGAUGUAUUUGAUAAGGUAAUAAAGCUGAUAUACUCAAUAAGUUAAGAACUAUGUGUACUCUAAUAAUAUGUUUUCUUAAUGUCGUUUGUGCUUAUGUGUGUUGAUUUUGGACAUUUCUAUUAUGUUGCAAGGUAGUUAUUAUGUUUCUUAGCAGCAGCUUCCUGCUCUCCUCCGAUUCCUGCCCGCUCGCCUCCUAUUCUGUAAUGUCAUUUGAUUUGUUUUUUGUCAAUACACUGCAUUAUUAAGGUGUGCAUUAUUAAGGUGGCACACAUCAAUCCUUUAUUUUUUUUACAGUGAGUUCAAUAUUGGCAUGUCCCUUUUAUUGGAAUUUGUCAUUCUUAUUGGUAAUCCAUAACCUAACAGAUCAUUAGUGUCCAUUUCAAUUAGCCACAUUUGAAUUAGCUAAUAGAUGAUGUGUAGGUUUGACACUUUGACCGUUUGGGAAUCUCUUAAUACUCUUCUAUUUUAAGUCACUUUGAAGUUUCAUUUGUCUCUUAAUUCAUCUCAUUAUAAGACUCUUUUUACAAGAUAUAAAGAACCUAUAAUUGGACUUUUCUUAAGAUAUAAAACAAAGUUAGAAGAAUCACAUAUAUCAAUCAUUAUACUACUCCGAAUAAAUUAGUUGAUUGUGUACUUUUCUUUGCAUACUCAUAUUCUUUGCAUGGACUUUUCAAAUUCUACUAAGCUAAACAUUUGAUUCCAUUUCAAAUAAAUAUGAAAAUUAAGCAUUGUAGAGUGAGCACUUCUUUGUUUUGAUAUUAUCAAUUUGGUGUUGUGGUUCUGUUUCAAAACAUAGUACUCUUACAUUGAAAUUAGUCUUCUUUGUGGUUCUGUUUGAAAACAUUUGAAGAAUGACAUUCCUCUAAAUCUUUUUUUUUAAUUUCAUAAAAUACUACGUCUAUGUAGAAUAAAACACUUUGAGUUGAGUGUCCAUAAAGGUUGUGGUAAAAACCAAGAUCCAUAAAAAAUGAAUAGAGCAACCUCGGUAAUCAUCACCUCUCUUCCUUAUUAAUUUCAUUUUAUUUUCAUUAUUAUUAUUGGUUUACGGUUUCGCUAAUCUCAGCUGCCAUAGGUACUACUUCUCAUUUCUAAUUUGUUUGCUUUUAGCACAACAGUUCGGUUACGUUGCUGUCUAAUCUUAUAUUUGAUCAACUUGUGAAAUUGUGGUUUGUGCACACAUGUGUAGUUUUCUUUCGUGAUCAAAUCAUAUGUGCCUGGUAUGGAGAAGGGUUAACGCCUCUCAAGUCUCACCUUGAUGUGGACAGCUGAGAUUUCUUCUCUUUUGUUUGCUUUUCUUUCUAUUUCAUUUCCAGGAUAUGAACGAAAUAGAAGUUUGGGGCUGGUUCUCAUAUGCAACGAAGUACUUCUUUAUCCCUCAAGAGGGUGGAGUCCUUUGGAAACUGAUUCUCGGUGGCCUAUACGGCAGAAAUGGGGAUCAGAUUGUGCAGAGGACACGUACAAGGGAUUUUUAGACGAAGAAGGGGAAGAGGUGAACUCACAGGCGUCAUGGUAUCCAAAUCCCUACGACCAUGUCUUCAGUCACAAUCCUCGUCGUCCUUGGAUGCCGUUUUCUUAGGGACACCCGUAACCUAGUCGCUUUUUUUAUACCUAAGUUACGUUGUUAUGUUAUCUGGUUGCCUAAUGUGUAUUUUUUGUUAAAAACUAUGGCUGAACUGAUGCAUGUGAUGAAUACAAUUUCUAUUGUUUUGUUUAACCAUUUAUGUGUCAUUACCUAAUCGUCAAUUCAUUUACCUAGCUUUUUGCUUGAUAUGUUUCAAAUCAGUGUGAUGUAGCCCCUACAGGAACUGAUUUUGCUGAUUACCACUGUGAUUCACCUAUAUGAUGCAUGAUGUGUUUCAAAUCAGUGUGAUGUAGCCUCUUUUAUGUCUAAUUGUGUUGAUUACCAUGGUAUAUAAUGGACCUAUAUGAUGCACGAUUUGAUUCAAAUCAGUGUGAUGUAGCACCUUAGAUGCUUGAUUCGGUUGAUUACCAUGGUGAUUGACCUAUAUGAUGCAUGAUUUAAUUAAAUCGGUGUGAUUUAGCCUCUUAGAUGUCUGAUUGUGUUGAUUACCAUAGCGAUUCACCUACAUGAUGCAUGUUUUGAUUCAAAUCAGUUUGAUUUAGCUUCUUAAAUGCAUGAUUGUGUUGAUUACCAUGGGGAUUGACCUAUAUGAUGUAUAAUUUGGUUCUAAUCAGUGUAAUGUAUCCUCUUAGAUGCUUGAUUUUGUUGAUUACCAUAGUGGUUGACCUAUAUGAUGCAUGGUUUGAUUCACAUCAGUGUGAUGUGGCCUCUUAUAUGCCUGAUGGUGUUGAUUACCAUGGUCAUUGGCCUAUAUGAUGCAUGAGUUGGCUUGAAAUGAGUGUGUUGUAGCCUAUAUGAUGCAUGAAAUAAUGAUUAAUGGGGGUAGUAUGCUCUGAACAUUGGUCUUUAGGUUAUUAUCUUGAGGAAUAGCUUGUGCCACCCACUUCAAAUGAGCAUUGAUGUGCCAUCCACUUCAAACUGAGUGUUAGAUCAGAAUAGAGAUUUUCUGUCUUAUAUGUUCUGAGGUCUCUAUUGUCCCUCAUGACUAUGACAUUCAUCUUCCAUUGAAGUGAUAGACCUUUAGAAUUUUCAUGUCGAUUUUAUUGGGACAACUCUUUCCCCAACUCUGUAAUCUCAUUUGUGAGUUUGAGCAAUCUAGUUUGCAUUUCUGCAAUGCACUCUUCUGGUGGAAGUUUAAAGUCUUCAAACUUCUUCAUAGUUAUAGUUUGCUUGUUAUCUUUGUCUUGUUCAUCACCUGUACAAAUAAGGAUUAGUGUAUCUCACACCUCUUUAGCCAUUGCACACUUCUUU